This is a messenger RNA of Papaver somniferum (opium poppy), 666 nucleotides long. RefSeq lists its product as uncharacterized. The transcript has 3 exons. NCBI's taxonomy places the organism in Eukaryota, Viridiplantae, Streptophyta, Magnoliopsida, Ranunculales, Papaveraceae. Bases 1 to 666 code for a protein of 221 amino acids. The record is from RefSeq and is a predicted model, not a curated record.
AUGAUCAUUGCUUUAGCUGCACAAAAGCAUUGGAAGAUAUUUCAGAUGGAUGUGAAGUCAGCAUUCUCGAAUGGAGUAUUGGAAGAAGAAGUUUAUGUAGAGCAACCAGCUGGCUACAUUAUGGAGGGGAAGGAGAAUGAAUGUUUGUAUGUGGAUAAUCUCAUAUUUACUGGAAAUAGUUCUGAAAUGAUCAAUGAAUUCAGGGAGGAUAUGAUGAAGGAGUUUGAGAUGACAGAUCUUGGUUUGAUGUCUUACUUUCUUGGUAUUGAAGUACAACAAACUGAGAGAGGAGUUUUUAUUAAUCAACAAAGAUAUUUGGCUGCUACAAGACCUGAUAUCAUGUAUGCGGUUGGGUUGGUUAGUAGGUUUAUGGAAUCUCCUAGACAAUCACAUUUACAAGCUGCAAAACGUAUUCUGAAGUAUGUAAAAGGAACAACAAGCAUGGGAAUCUUUUAUACUAUCUCAGAAGAUCCAAAGUUGGUUGGUUUCACUGAUAGUGAUUGGGAUGGAGAUACGGAAGGAAGAAGAAGUACAUUAGGUUAUGGAUUUCAGUUUGGAACUGGAUUUUUCUCUUGGUCAUCUAAGAAGCAACAAGUUGUUGCAUUAUCUACAACAGAAGAUGAGUAUAUAACUGCUAGAAAUUGUGCUACACAGGCUGUAUGGUAA